Molecule: messenger RNA, 402 nt
Organism: Trichoderma breve
Lineage: Eukaryota; Fungi; Ascomycota; Sordariomycetes; Hypocreales; Hypocreaceae
Exons: 2
Coding region: 1-402 (133 amino acids)
Source: RefSeq, a predicted model, not a curated record
AUGACAGCUAUAAUCUCACCCAGUAGGGCGGUCAGCUUAGUAAAGGCUACCACGUUCGAGUUUUUUAACGAACGAAAUGACACAGUCCGCAGGUCUCUGAUACAGGAGCAUUGGAGACCAGACAUCACUUGCCAUACUCCUUUUGGCGACUUCAAAGGCUAUGAGGCGAUGGGAGAAUUGUGGAAUGCACUUCAUGCUGAUGAGAAGAGUGAAUGGAUAUUUAAACCGCGAGGGGACUUGUGGCUUAAUGGAGAUGUGAUCAUGCAAAGCUGGACGUAUGGUAAUGCAGAUGGAGUGCAUGGAAUGGCAGGCUGGGAUGUGAUCAUAUUGGACGACGAUGGAUUGGUCAAGGAGCUCUAUGCUAUGAUAGAAGGCGUUCACACGCAUGAAUUCGCCUUGUAA